This is a messenger RNA of Botrytis sinoallii, 405 nucleotides long. RefSeq lists its product as uncharacterized. The transcript has 2 exons. Lineage: Eukaryota; Fungi; Ascomycota; Leotiomycetes; Helotiales; Sclerotiniaceae. The coding region runs from base 1 to 405 and encodes 134 amino acids. The record is from RefSeq and is a predicted model, not a curated record.
AUGCGAAGAUAUACGAAGCAGGCAUUCUAUCUGGAUAUAGCCAGUCGUGAUAUAUUCAAUCCGGAGGCAGGAGUUACGGGACCAGUACGCACCACACAGGUAAUACAACGAGCGGUCUUUAGAAAACGUGACAACCAUAGAACCCGCGAUCCUACGUACCCAGACAAGAUGAGCAAGGUAAAUUCAGAAACUUCAAUUCGGGGAACGUCAAACGAAGAAUGUGAUUUGUUCCUUUCCAAUUAUUACGAGCCCACUACAUCGGCCCUGGAAAUCCCCUACGCCGAGGAUCUUCCCUUCGGCUUCAACCUGGAGGUCGAUCCCGCUUCAAUAUCCUUGAAGUCUCGCUCGUGUGGUUCCGGCAAGCCACAACUCCUUUAUGUCGGCAGUGGCCCGAAGUCGAAAUAA